AUGUUCAAGAAUAAGUAUCAGGGAGGAGCUGUGGUAGAACUAUUCUGCGCUCAAGGAAAUGAUCCUGUGGCCAAAUGGAAACUCAGCGGGGGAGCCAUACACAAAGAAUAUAAUAAAGAAAUCAAAGGAUUUGUGUAUUGUCUGGAUGGUAGCAGUAGGACAGUCAAAAUGCAAAUGCCAAAGAAUGGAAAAAAAUCUUUGGGACUACUUCAAAGAUUUCUAGUUUUUCAAGUCAAUAUUCCACCCGACAGAGAUUUUUCUAUUGAACUCAUGGUAACUGAUACAGAUCACCUUAAACGCCGACUUUAUUUAUCCACCGUGCACAAAAAGCUUUCCACUACACUUUGGCAUGCCAUGAUUCCCCUCGUCGCCCUACAUCACAAAAUUUGGUUGACCUUGUGCAUCGACCUUGUUUCAUUCACUAGCAAACUGUUCAAAGAUGUGGCAUAUGUGAGUUUGGAUUCAAUAACAGUAUUUGCUAACUGUAGAAUGCGGAGAAUCUUUACAAUGAGAGCAGAGCCCAAGGGCGGAGAUGAAAUGUUCCUGAGCGGAGGUGGUUUGAUGGAGUUGAUUCCACGAAAUUUUCACUUCCCACAAGACACAAAACACAUGGCGCAGGUUUUGAACAUGGAAAAUCCGACCAAUCCCGAAGUCAGAGCCAAUCCUGAAAAUAAUCGCAAUGCGGACAAACAGGUCAUGGUUCCUGGCCGAUGGAUAGUGUUGAAAUACAACCUUGUCUUCAGCAAGAAACCUUAA
Messenger RNA from Knipowitschia caucasica, 756 nucleotides. NCBI's taxonomy places the organism in Eukaryota, Metazoa, Chordata, Actinopteri, Gobiiformes, Gobiidae. The record is from the annotation of a GenBank genome assembly.